GUUUUUCUGAAGAGGAUUGGACGACUGUCAUGAAUGAAAUAAAGCGAUUAUUGAAACCCGGAGGCUAUAUUGAACUUCGUGAACUCUAUCCAUUGCUCUACCAAAUGGGACCUAUAACACAUGACUUUUUCAAGCAUUGUAAUGUGUUUUAGUUAUAUAUUAGAGCUAACUUAUUUAUGAUUUCUAGUUAUCUGUGGCAUGAAAAAUCUACAUAAUGUAGACAUUGCCUGGGCCAAGAAAAUGUUUACUGUUCUUCAAGAAAUAGGCGAGUUUGCAGAUAUCCAUCGUCAAAUACGCCAGCUUUAUUUUGAUCUUCCUGGUACAAUUGGCAAUAUGGCACGCAACUCACUUCGCACAGCAUGCGAAAGUUAUCGACCUUUUUUCGAACAAGUGAACAACAUACCCAAUGAUGAAUACGAUAGAAUUCUAGAUGCAAUGGCACAAGAAAUCAUACAACACCACUCCUUUUUUGAUUAUUAUGCUUGUUGGGGAAGAAAGACACUUUGUGCUACCGAGUACCAUCAUCAAGACGUUGUGGAGUCUAUGCUGCAUGCAACUCGGCGAUAUUCUGUAGUACCUUCGACCAAAAGCGCAUCCUCGUCAUCUCAGAGUAGAAAGCGAACACAUUCAGACACUAUGGUGAGUCCAAACGAGAAGCCUUCCGUACUUUCCAUUAUUACCAUUGACCCUGAAAACCAUGAGGAAACUAAAGGCUCAGUGAUUCAGUGGGACGAAGAUACAAUUGAGUUAGGGCCAGAAAACCUUAAUGAUAUUUCUCAGUUUGCUGAUGGAUAUGAUGAUUAAUAACAUUGUAAAUAAUAUUGUACAGUACAUUUAAAUAUUUGUUUUUU
This is a messenger RNA of Gilbertella persicaria, 851 nucleotides long. RefSeq lists its product as uncharacterized. Lineage: Eukaryota; Fungi; Mucoromycota; Mucoromycetes; Mucorales; Choanephoraceae. The transcript is spliced from 2 exons. The record is from RefSeq and is a predicted model, not a curated record. The annotation marks the transcript as partial.